Molecule: messenger RNA, 198 nt
Organism: Beauveria bassiana ARSEF 2860
Lineage: Eukaryota; Fungi; Ascomycota; Sordariomycetes; Hypocreales; Cordycipitaceae
Exons: 2
Coding region: 1-198 (65 amino acids)
Source: RefSeq, a predicted model, not a curated record
AUGCCUGCUGCCAUGGGAUCCCUCGUCACUCCUAUUCAGGAGGGUGCCGUCCAGAACAACGGUCGCGCUCAGCCGUGGAAAGACUUCAUGGCCCAGGCCGCCGGCGCGUCAAGCCGCGAAAGCGACUUCAUCACCAUCCGCUCCGUUUACGACCAGAGCGGCAAGGAGGUCCACGACUACACUGCCCAGCUCGGCUAA